GUGUUCAAACGCUUCGUCGAGAUCGGCAGAGUUGCUUUCAUUUCCUUUGGGCCACAUGCUGGCAAGCUGGUGGCCAUUGUGGAUGUUAUUGACCAAAAUAGGGCACUAGUUGAUGGCCCCUGCAGUGGUGUCAGAAGGCAGGCUAUGCCCUUCAAGUGCAUGCAGUUGACUGACUUUGUUCUCAAGUUUCCACACAGUGCUCGUCAAAAGUGUGUACGAGUUGCCUGGGAGAAGGAAAAUAUAAAUGAAAAAUGGGCAGCAACAAGAUGGGCAAAGAAGAUCGAAGCCCGAGAAAAGAAAGCCAAAAUGACUGACUUUGAUCGCUACAAGGUUAUGAAAGCAAAGAGAAUGAGGAACAGAAUCAUCAAGCAUGAAAUGAAAAAGCUCCAGAAAAUGGCUUCUAAUAAAGGCAAGAAGACGGAGAAGGCGCCAAAGACAGAAAAAGUGCCGAAGAAGGAGAAGGCGCCAAAGAAGGAGAAGGCGCCAAAAUCUGAGAAGGCACCAAAAUUGGAGAAGGCGCCAAAGGUCCAGCGGCUGUGGCGAAGGACAGGGCUGAAGCCCCCCACCCCAGUGGCCCUCGGGCUGCUGCUGGCCCUGGCACUGCUGGCCCUUGCCCACUUGACUCCACCACUGGACCAUUCUCCCCAGCUUCUGCCAACAUCAUCUCCCCCAGGUUCCCGGCAGGAGGUGGAUGCUCUUCUAUCCAGGCGACGAGCCUGCAGCAAAAGUCUCCCUGUGCCCCCCACUCGCCUGAAUUACACUGACGGCUCCCUGCGACCCAUCAUUUGGUGGGCACCUGACCUCUGGCACCUGGAGGACGCCAACAAUGACCAGAACUCCUGCACCCUGGGUUGGCUGCAGUACCAGGAAAUGCUGCGGUCCCACAGCCCAAUGCUGAUGGCCGGGAGUGCUCCCUGCUCCAGCAUCCCACGGGGCGAGUGGAGCCGCCUGGCCCUUUUCGACUUUCUCCUCCAG
Apaloderma vittatum (bar-tailed trogon) is the source of this 975-nucleotide messenger RNA. RefSeq names its product ribosomal protein L14 (gene RPL14). Gene Ontology annotation, molecular function: structural constituent of ribosome; RNA binding. NCBI's taxonomy places the organism in Eukaryota, Metazoa, Chordata, Aves, Trogoniformes, Trogonidae. The record is from RefSeq and is a predicted model, not a curated record. Gene Ontology annotation, cellular component: ribosome; cytosolic large ribosomal subunit. The transcript is spliced from 7 exons. Gene Ontology annotation, biological process: translation; ribosomal large subunit biogenesis. The annotation marks the transcript as partial.